AUGGCUUCCAAGCCUUCACCGCUCCUCGCCCUCCCCUCUGAACUUGUCCAUCACAUAUUAUCUCAUCUUGACCUAUACGAUCUUCUCUCUAUAUCCCUCGUCUGUCAUGCCCUGCACUCUCACUCCACGCAAGAUAUUCUCUGGCAAGCAUUCGUCCACGCCCAAUCCCCGUCUAUAAUCUGCCCGGCAUCCCUAACAUGGCGCCAACUGUACAGCCAACAUCAUCCCUACUGGUUUCUUGUUCGCCAAAAACUCUGGUUCGCCGACACGCCUCACACGGGAAAACUUAUAGUGGCACGCUACGACCAUCGGCUCAACUCAAUAGAAGCCUAUGCACUGGUUGCUGAGCGUCGCCAACCGACAUUUCAGACGUGGGAGUAUAAUCCUGAUGCCAUUAUCCACACAUUCAACCCGCGUGUGCAACUAGAUCUCAACAGCGCUGUUGUACGUCUCAACCUUUCUGCCUAUGCUGCCGCGAUCGGAAACAUGGGCGUGAAACUGCAAAAGGAAAUCCCAAUGGACACUUCGAGUUCCACAAGCGAUGGCUUCAGUCGGCAAAGUGCGAAUAUUUACUCCAGGCUUAUACUUACGCGGCCCUGGCCCCCAGCUAUAACAAGCGAAGCAACACCCGUCUGGCCUCCGCUUACCCUCCCCAGUGCCCAGCGAACUCGCAAUGACCCGCCACCCUCGGGAUUCACCCAGCCCGGGCAAAAGCCGAAUUCCUUCAGUGCCCUCUCCACGUCCACAUUUCGUAUACGCCGCUGGAUGGAGUUCUCAACCCGGCCCUUGGGCGUGAGCAUGCGAAUCGGCGAGGACAUCACAACGUUUGCUACUCUCCCUCCUUCGGUGUACACACCUACCGCCCAGAAACCCUGGCAAGGCAUUUGGUGCGGUGAUUACGCAGGUCAUGGAUGCGAGUUCCUCGUCGUUAUGCAGCCUGAUGAUCCGCAUCCUUUACCAGAGCGUGCGGAAUGGGCGUUGCGCGCACGUGAGCGUGACGGCAGCGUGAGUAGUGGGGAAAGCUGGAGCACUGCGCCAACGGAUGCAGAUACUGAUGCAGACUCUGCUUAUUCUGAUCAAGAUCCAGAGCUGGAGGAUGGUGAGCAGAGUGCAAGCGAUUUGGAAGACAGUGUUAUGACGCUGCAUGGAGAUCUUCAAAGGGCGUCGUCGACUGGGGCUGGCCCUGUAGAUUCUAGUGCUGCCGGGCAGGAAGACGAGAGUAUCUAUCGCGGGCGCAUCGAGGCGGUCAAGCUAACGGGUGACCCGAAUAUUCCGCGUGGAGAAUACACUUUCAUUGCACCAGAUAUCGGCCCAGCCGGUUUGUUGCGUGUGGCGAGGGAGGAUAUCUUCAAGGGAGCGAGGAUCGUCAAGAGCGUGGGACAUAUUGCGGCUAGGGGUUUUAGAGAUGAUAACUACAUCACCUCGCAGCUUAUUUUGAUUUCACAUGAUCGAUUGGCGCAGUACUGGGAGACAUUUGGACAUGUCUCAUUUUAUCAGCGUGUCAAAAUUGAUGCAUUUACAAAGGUAUGA
Molecule: messenger RNA, 1530 nt
Organism: Plenodomus lingam JN3
Lineage: Eukaryota; Fungi; Ascomycota; Dothideomycetes; Pleosporales; Leptosphaeriaceae
Molecular function (GO): protein binding
Source: RefSeq, a predicted model, not a curated record